AUGCGCCAUCGUACCUCCAACCAUAUUCAUUCACUCGUUAGUGUGAAAGUUAGUUCGCUGAAGGUAAAGAACAUCAUCGAGAAUUGUGCUGAAAAGAUAGCUAAGCCAACUGCCAUACCAUCAGUUAAAAGGAGCAAAAAAUUGAGUAAGAAUGAAAAUGUUAGAUCACUAGGAUUAGACAGUGUCGAAUUUUGGUCCUCACUUAACGUAAGCUCAAACUUGGAGUAUGGACAACCCACUAAAAAGAAAAUUAAUCAUGUCAAUCACUUUUUUAAUAGUGCUGCAGUUACUUAUGAAUGGAGUGAAAGUCAUUUAAGUGAUGAGGCAUUUUUGACGUCUGCAAUUUCCUCUUCCAAAGGUAAGGUUCUGCCUGAAAUAGCUUUCCUUGGUCGAUCAAAUGCUGGUAAAUCAACUUUAUUGAAUAGUUUGAUAACCAGCUUCAAGAAAAAUGAUCUAAAUGUCGCAGCAAGAAUGUCGAAUAAGCCAGGUUUUACUGAGGCGCUAAAUUUCUACAAUAUUGGAGAUAAGUUUCGCCUUGUCGAUACGCCUGGGUACGGUUACAAGAGCACCGAUAAUCAGGGGCAUUUCACCAUGCAUUAUCUUACUAGGAGGCAGGAACUAGUAAGAUGCUAUCUCUUGAUACCGGCUAACCAUGGAAUUCUCCCGUCAGACUUGCUAGUGAUGAAUUCCUUAAUGGACAUUGGUAGACCGUUUGAGAUAGUCUUCACUAAAAUUGAUAAAGUGAAAGAUCUAAACAAAUUCAGAGAGGUGUUGGAUGAAAGCAAAAUAAAAGAACUCGCCACACUUCCGAGAUUAAUCUUCACAAACUCUCUGUUAUCGAGAAGAUGCCCGAAGAGGGUGGGUGUUGACCACUUAAGAUAUUCUAUCUUUGAAAGCUGCAAAUUGACUUAG
Messenger RNA from Kazachstania africana CBS 2517, 912 nucleotides. RefSeq names its product translation initiation/elongation factor MRX8 (gene MRX8). The transcript has a single exon. Gene Ontology annotation, molecular function: GTP binding. The coding region runs from base 1 to 912 and encodes 303 amino acids. Gene Ontology annotation, cellular component: mitochondrion. The record is from RefSeq and is a predicted model, not a curated record. NCBI's taxonomy places the organism in Eukaryota, Fungi, Ascomycota, Saccharomycetes, Saccharomycetales, Saccharomycetaceae.